CGUUACACCUUUAGUGACACUGGGGUUGGGAAAUCAAGCAUCGUGUGUCGAUUUGUCCAGGAUCACUUUGACCACAACAUCAGCCCUACCAUUGGGGCGUCUUUUAUGACCAAAACUGUGCCUUGUGGAAAUGAACUUCACAAGUUCCUCAUCUGGGACACUGCUGGUCAGGAACGGUUCCAUUCACUGGCUCCCAUGUACUACCGAGGGUCUGCUGCGGCUGUCAUUGUAUAUGAUAUUACCAAACAGGAUUCAUUUCAUACUUUGAAGAAAUGGGUCAAAGAACUGAAAGAACAUGGUCCAGAAAACAUUGUAAUGGCUAUUGCUGGAAACAAAUGUGAUCUCUCAGAUAUUAGGGAGGUUCCCCUGAAGGAUGCUAAGGAAUAUGCUGAAUCUAUAGGUGCCAUCGUGGUGGAAACAAGUGCAAAAAAUGCUAUUAAUAUCGAAGAGCUCUUUCAAGGAAUCAGCCGCCGGAUCCCACCCCUGGACCCCCAUGAAAAUGGAAACAAUGGAGCCAUCAAACUUGGGAAGGCCAGCACGCCAUCCAGCCGGCGGUGCUGCUGACCCAGGGCUGCGGGCCGCCGUACUUGAAGAAGCAGAGCCCACGACCCCGGGCCCUGCUGAAGGAGCCCCAUGCUGGGUGGCCCGCACCUCACUGAGAAGAGCAGGCAUGCUGGCUUCGCAUGCUGGCUUCGCAUCCCGGAAGACCUGCAGGGAGCAGAGCAGGAAAGGUCCCUGAAAAAGGACUCUAGAGAACUCUGGAAAAACCCAUCACACCACCACAAAAUGGCCUUUAGUGCAUGAAAUGCACACGGGAGGGACUGUACUUAUUAGGGAAUAAGUAUAAUUGAGUUUUUGUUAAAAACCUUUAAAAAUUUUUUGGAUUUGUUGUACAAAAGUCUUACUGCCCUAUCAUGUUUAUGGGAUUCUAAAGUGGCGUUCUACUCUGAUUUCCUGGGUCACCCGGCCAAAAGUCAGCAAUUUCUUUAGUGCCAUUGCAUUUGUUACCUAAGCAGCCUUCACUGAAAGGCCAAUUUAAUUUAGAAGGUUAGUUUUUAGCUGGAUUUGGAAGUAAGCAUUUAUUUAUUACUUUUCUGAAGGAAAUCGGAGAAGUAUAGUUGGACUAUUACGCUGAGACUUGAACUAUUAUAAAAGAGGAGAAAAAGUUAGAAACUGUUGUCUACAUCUCUUUUAAUCAAUGAACACUUUUUCCAGUUUUGGUCAUAUCUAAACAAACAAACCAAAUCAGGCUGAAAUAUUGCAUACAUUUUGAGAUUGGGAGGCCCAGUUAGAAGGAGUCAUUUAAGUAGUUACUGUGUGAGCCGUGGUAGAUGUAGACUAUAAAUAUCAUUCAAGAGACCACCUGGCAUUCAUCACCUCCGUAGUCAUGAACUUCUACUCGCUUAGAGAAGUUUAAUGCUCAGAGCAUUGUUUUACUAAGAGAAUUACUAAGAAAAUUAACUGAAGGGUGUUUGAGUCUAAAUCAUAGGGCAGAUUUCUAAUAAUAGCAGUGAACAAUAGGUUACAGGAAAGCCAGCCAAACCUGAAAUUUCUAGACCCCAAAAACUACAGAAUUGGAGAAAGCAUUUUAAAUGAUGCCAGGCUCGGGGAGGAGCAUAUCAGGACUAACUAGAGGAUUCGAUGAAACCCUCCCUUCCUUUUCAUAUUGCCUGUCUGUUCAAUUGACUAAGGAUGCCUGAAUCUGAAGGAGAAAGAGCAUGGAAAGGGAGAAAAGCUAUUUCCAUUGAAAAUUCAAAUCCUGUUACCUUUCUAACUUUCAUAAAAACUUGGGAUCAGGAAUCAGCUGAUUUCCUGUUAAGGCUGAUAUUAGGAGGUUAUUCUUAACAGCUGUUAGGAACAGUGCCUUGUGGGGGCUGGGAAAACUAAACGCACAGUCUCACCAAUGUUUAACCACAUGGUGCUAACAGGGCCGGCUGGUACCUCCUUUGCCACACACCGUCAAGGGCCAGCAAGCCUUUAUUGACAGUGUAUGAUGUGAAAGUCAAGAAAGAGAUCAUGAGCUGAUGAAAGACCUCCAGCUUUCAGUAGCUCAGGCUGAGCUGCUGUAGAGUCUGUCGUGGCCAUGCCUAACCUCCUCUUGACAGGCGAGAGACACUGAGUCAUGUCAUCAACAGAAAGGAAGCAUCCUGGAGAGACCAGCCAAGUCUACACUUUCUGUAUGUUCAUUAUAAUCAAGGAAACAGUGCCAGGUUGAAGUCACAGAUUUAUGUUUUCAACUCAAGGAUGUGCUAUCAAUUUGAUUUUCUUACUGCUUCACCCAGCUUGUGAGAGUUGAUUGACAGUCUUGAGUAUGAAGGCUGGAAAAGACUUAUUUUUGAUUCAGGAGUGCCAUUUGGCUCUCCCAGACAGGUGCCUCAAAAACUGUUAGCAAGUGGUAUUUGGAUGUCUUGGCAAGGCCUUUGCAAUGAUUUUUAAGGUUUCUUUCCACAUUGUCAACAUUGUUGGCUGACACGAUUCUACUUGCAGGCCAAGAAAUUAUCAUACCUCUUGCCAAAGGUAAAAAAAAUUAAAUUGAAAAUGGAAGUGACCUCUUUCCGGUGACAUGCAGGCUUAUUUUUGAACCUUUCCUCUUCCAGCUUUCCCUGAAAACCUGGAUUUAUCUCUGGACAGCUGUUCAGGUUUCCUAGCUAAGGGGGUAAGCGUCCCAGCAGAGCAUCUCACAGCUUUGGGCUGGGUUUGCAGGGCUUGUAUUUUGCAUAAAAUGUCGUGUCUUAACCACAUGUAGUGAGUUACCCACUAAUGAGCCCAUGGUUUUAUUUCAGAAGCACACGAGGGUGUGAAUCCACUCUAUUACCUUUCUGUGUCGCCUUAGCUAUUCAGGCCAGUCAGAGAAUAUAUAUAUGUUUCAUCACCACCCGGAGCAGUGGCAGAGAGUAGAUUGCACUUGGGCACACAAGUGUUCACAUAAACAUUGAGCCGUCUCUGAAGAUAGGUGCUCGGGCCUUGUCCACAAUGAGACUUUCCACCUUCCUUUAUUUUGGCUUGGGAUCACUUCAUGGCUUUUCUAAUAAUUGAACCAUAACCAUGUAAUAGUAUGUAAAGGCCCAGAAAUUAUCCUUGCUCCAAAGUGUCAAAUAGUUUCAUGUAAUGUAGAGCCCUUGUCAUCAUUUCCCAAAAUUUGCUUCUUCUCCCCGUUUUCUCUUCUUUCCUGUGUGGUAUGUGGUGUACAUGUGUAAAUAUGACUUUAUAUUGGUUAUGCCGACAUGUAAUCCAUUUCCAACUGGCCGAGUGUGGCUCAUGGCUGUGUGUUUUGGAAGGUAGGCAGGAUUCUCAGAGGGAUGGUUUCCCAUUGGAAAUCCUACGAGUGGCAGUGGAGUCAUGCAAACGUUUUCUGUAAGUACAUGAUUGACUUGCCAUUUUAGAGUUAAAAUGGUACAUUCAGGUGCUGAAUAUGACGUUACCUUGCAGACUAAAAGGUUGAAGACAUAAAACUCUUAGCCAACAGUAAGGGCUGUGCUCCUAUUAAAGCUGAGUUCAUCUGCCGAGGGAGGUUUGGUUGACUGAAAUAUUUCCUCUAAGAUCGGGGCUUUGACAUGCGAUGGCUGAAGUGGGCUCCUUUGUGGGCUCCACUUCCUCUCUGCAGCGCUCAUGGCCGGUUGAGUAACGAGCUAGCUUAUACACUAAAGGGCUCCAAGCUGCACUCAGACCUAUUAGGUGUCUGCUUUACUCUUUUAACCAGCAUUCUUGAAAGCAGACCCAGUGACCUCAUGGCAGUGUGCCAUUGUGCAAACUGCUCCCUGUUCUCACGUUUUUUAAAGGGCUUCCGUCUGGGCUGGACCCAGGUCUCGCGUGUAGAAGACGCCUGUGCAGACAGCUGGGACCUUGCAUUCUACCCUGUAGUAAAGCAUUUCCCUCAGCAGUGCCCAAUUGUAUCUGUUAUUUUUGGUUUAACACACACUGAUUCAUACUAAUAAAUAUUUUAAGUCUUA
This is a messenger RNA of Galeopterus variegatus (Sunda flying lemur), 3950 nucleotides long. It is a transcript of the gene RAB31, whose product is annotated as RAB31, member RAS oncogene family. Lineage: Eukaryota; Metazoa; Chordata; Mammalia; Dermoptera; Cynocephalidae. The transcript is spliced from 7 exons. The annotation marks the transcript as partial. The record is from RefSeq and is a predicted model, not a curated record. Gene Ontology annotation, molecular function: GTPase activity; GTP binding.